Messenger RNA from Lottia gigantea (owl limpet), 1794 nucleotides. RefSeq lists its product as hypothetical. The transcript is spliced from 9 exons. Gene Ontology annotation, molecular function: metal ion binding; flavin adenine dinucleotide binding; tRNA dihydrouridine synthase activity. The annotation marks the transcript as partial. The record is from RefSeq and is a predicted model, not a curated record. Gene Ontology annotation, biological process: tRNA processing. NCBI's taxonomy places the organism in Eukaryota, Metazoa, Mollusca, Gastropoda, Lottiidae.
UUUUCUAGAUAUCUAGUUCUUGACCACAAACCACAGAUAGACAAAGAGUACCUGUCAGAGGCAGUCAAAAAUAAAAUAGAAAACACAGAAGCUAAUGUUGUACCAGACAACUCUCAAAAUACCUCCAAUGACGGACAGGAACCGCCUGCCAAGAAAAUUCGGUUGAAAGGUAGAAACAAACAUAGACCAAUUGAGAAACGACCUGAUGAUGCUGAUAAACUAUGUCCAGCCAUACGACAAGAAAGAGAGUGCUCAUUCGCAGGAAAAUGUAAAUUCUCUCAUGAUCUCAAAGCAUUCUUUGAGUCCAAGCCUGCAGAUCUUGGAUCUUCUUGUUACCUGUAUGAAACAUUUGGAAAAUGUCCUUAUGGCUUGACAUGUCGUUAUGGUGCUAAACAUAUAGAUCAAAAUUAUAAAAGCAUUGUUAAUAAAGAACUUUGGGAAAAGAAUUCUCAUCAGUUAGAAAAUUUAAAUUAUUUAUCGAAGGAUGUUCAAAAACUGUUAUGGAAAAAGAAAUAUGAUUUUAACAAAGCGAACACCAUCCACAAGCAAGUUGUAGAUAUUUUGGAGAAAAGGAAAAAGGUGAAAGAAAGUAAGAGGAAUUCAAAUUCUAGUAAAAAUUCUGAAGACUCUAAAGAAGAUGAGACUUCAUCAGAUAUAGUGACAGAUGAAGCUGUUCCAACUCUUGGAUGUGUUUCUGAUGAAGAUUUCAUCAAACUUAGACCAAAAGAAGUGAAACUGAUAGAUUUUUCUAAUAAAUUGUAUUUGGCACCACUGACAACAGUGGGUAAUUUACCAUUCAGAAGAAUCUGUAAAGAAUAUGGAGUUGAUAUUACUUGUGGAGAAAUGGCAUUAUCUACCAAUCUGUUACAAGGACAACAAUCUGAGUGGGCCUUAUUACGUCGUCAUCCAUCUGAGGAUAUAUUUGGAGUACAGAUAUGUGGGGGAUUUCCUGAUACUAUGACAAGAUGUGCUCAGUUAUUACAAGAACAGACAACUGUAGAUUUUAUAGAUAUUAACUGUGGUUGUCCUAUUGAUAUGAUCUAUAAAAAGGGUGAAGGAUGUGCACUGAUGUCUAGAAAUUAUAAGUUUGAACAGAUUAUUAGAAGUAUGGUGUCAGUAUUAAAUAUACCAUUAACUGUUAAAAUGAGAACUGGUGUUUGGUCCUACAAAAAUAUAGCUCAUGAGCUAACACCCAAAUUACGAGAUUGGGGUGUUUCCAUGGUUACGUUACAUGGUAGAUCUAGAGAACAGCGCUACACACGCCUGGCAGCAUGGGAUUAUAUAGAAACAUGUUGUAAUGGAGCUAAACCAAUGCCCUUCUUUGGAAAUGGAGAUGUGUUAUCAUAUGAAGAUUAUAAUAACUAUAAGAAACGAUCAGGAGUAGAUGGUAUCAUGAUAGCUAGGGGGGCUUUAAUAAAACCCUGGAUAUUUAAAGAAAUCAAAGAUGAACAGCACUGGGAUAUCUCAGCUUCUGAAAGAUUGGAAAUGUUACAGAGAUUCUGUAACUAUGGUUUAAGUCAUUGGGGUUCUGAUCAACAAGGUGUGGAUACUGUUAGAAGAUUUCUUUUAGAAUGGUUAUCAUUCUUACAUAGAUACAUACCAGUUGGAAUAUUAGAACACCCACCACAGAAGAUCAAUGAAAGACCACCAUAUUAUAAAGGUAGAAAUGAACUGGAGACAUUAUUAUCAAGUGCUAACUGUGGGGACUGGGUCAAAAUAAGUGAGAUGUUAUUAGGUCCUGUAAAACCAGAUUUUAAAUUUCUACCAAAACAUAAAGCUAAUGCAUACCAGUAA